Messenger RNA from Theobroma umbraticum, 1721 nucleotides. RefSeq names its product FASCICLIN-like arabinogalactan 1 (gene FLA1). Gene Ontology annotation, biological process: root development; shoot system development. NCBI's taxonomy places the organism in Eukaryota, Viridiplantae, Streptophyta, Magnoliopsida, Malvales, Malvaceae. Gene Ontology annotation, cellular component: plasma membrane. The record is from RefSeq and is a predicted model, not a curated record.
ACCUGGUCCUCCCUAUGCUCCCCACUUUCCCACCAGCACAGUGGCUCCCUUGGUAAUUUAACGUCAAUCUAAGCCUCUUUCCCCACCCACGUCCUCCCCCGCUCUAGGCUAUAACCUUACUCUAAACAAAAAAACCUCUGCAAAUCGGUGUCUUUUUCUUUCUGCUUCGUUCACUUCAUCAAAAAGAGCAGAACGCAGAAGGGAAAAACAGAACAGAACAGAACAGCAGCAAUGCAGCAGAGACAAUACCUUGUUCUUCUUCUUCUCUUCUUCUCUGUUUUUCUGCUCUUCCAAACCUCUUAUGGCCACAACGUAACACGUCUACUAGCAAAGCACCCAUCUUUGUCAACAUUCAACCAUUACCUCACUCUGACUCACUUAGCUUCGGAGAUCAACCGACGCACCACCAUCACUGUCCUUGCCCUGGACAACGCAGCCAUGUCUUCUCUCCUAGCUGAACACCCUUCCAUUUACACCCUCAAGAACAUCCUCUCCCUCCACGUCCUCCUCGACUACUUCGGUGCCAGGAAGCUUCACCAGAUCACCAAUGGCACUGCACUGGCAGCCACCAUGUUCCAAGCCACCGGGGUGGCUCCAGGGGUCGCAGGGUUUGUCAACAUAACAGAUUUCAAAGGUGGGAAAGUUGGGUUUGGAGCUGAAGACAAUGGUGGGAAUUUGGAUUCUUUCUUUGUGAAAUCUGUUGAGGAACUUCCUUACAAUAUAUCUGUGAUUCAGAUCAGCAAGGCCUUGCCUUCUGCUGUAGCUGAAGCUCCCACUCCAGGCCCAAGUGAGCUGAACAUUACUGGGAUUAUGUCAGCUCAUGGGUGUAAAGUGUUUGCUGAUACUCUUCUAGCAAACCAUGAAGCCAUUGGAACAUAUGAGGAUAAUGUUAAUGGAGGAUUGACUGUGUUCUGCCCUCUGGAUGAUCCAUUCAAAGCCUUUUUACCAAAGUACAAGAACUUGACAGCCUCAAAGAAAUCGUCUUUCCUCGAAUUGUUCGGUGUGCCUGUGUACCAAUCAUUAUCCAUGUUGAAAUCCAACAAUGGAAUCAUGAACACGCUAGCUACCGAUGGAGCAAGCAAGUUUGAUAUCACUGUGCAAAACGAGGGUGAAGAGGUGACACUAAAGACCAAAGUUAACACCGUCAAGAUAACGGGGACGUUGCUCGACGAGCAGCCAGUAGCAAUCUACACAAUCGACAAGGUCCUGAUGCCUAGUGAGUUGUUCAAGGCAGCUCCCACUCCAGCGCCAGCACCAGCCCCAGAGAUGGAAGCAGAUGCACCAAAGGCAUCCAGAUCCAAAUCCAAGUCCAAGUCAGCACCGGCAUCAGAAUCAGACUCACCAGCUGAUUCACCGGAUGACGACCCGGCUGAUCAGACAGCCGAUGAUGACAGUGCUGCUGCUAGUCUUGGAGGUGGAAGGUUUGCUGCUGUUGGUUUGAGUUUCUUGCUAGUCUCUUUGUUGGUGUAAGUUAUUUCUUGGUUUAAUUUUGUCUUCCUCAUUUUUCUAUUUCGGAGAAAUAAGUGGUGUGCUUAGUUUCCUUUUUCCUUUUUCUCUUUUUUUUCUCAUAUUUGUUUUAGUGUGUGAUGAGUUAUCAAAUUUUAGGUUAAAACAAAGGUUUGUGGUUUUUCUACUCUUCUUCUUUUUGCUGGAUGUAAGUUUGGUUAUUUCCAUUUGUCACUGUAGAUCUAGUAAUACACAUUGUUUUUAUGAUGGUUUUA